Molecule: messenger RNA, 1866 nt
Organism: Histoplasma mississippiense
Lineage: Eukaryota; Fungi; Ascomycota; Eurotiomycetes; Onygenales; Ajellomycetaceae
Exons: 2
Coding region: 1-1866 (621 amino acids)
Biological process (GO): DNA-templated transcription
Cellular component (GO): nucleus
Molecular function (GO): DNA binding; zinc ion binding
Source: RefSeq, a predicted model, not a curated record
AUGUCGUCGUCUGCAGUAUCUUGUGAACCAGGCGCACUGAUGAACGAGGUUGGCGGAUUAAGCCCGAAACCCAACAGGCCGCUGAAAAGGAGAAGGCGAGCCUCAACGAACGCCAUUGACAAUGUCAUUGGCCUCGACGGAGAUGACUACUCUAAACAGGCCAAAGAUAUGGUGACAACUCCUGAUCCAUACCCCAUGAAUGAUAUUUUAUCAGAAAUGGCUGCGAUGGACCUCCACGAUCCAACGUUGUCGGAAUGGGAAACAGAUCCCUACCAUACCCACCCGGAAUCAACCAUGCGCUAUCUCAAUAUGUACUUCCAUUAUGUUAACGGUGCAACCUACUGUAUAUUCCCUCGCGAGCCAUUCCUGAGAUGGCUUAAGUAUUGUCCCAAUAAAUCCCUUGAUGAUAAAAUGCUCUUGUAUUCUAUGCUUGCUAUGGGGGCUAUUUUCGGCAAUACAAAGGAGCAAAGAGCAGACGCAAUGAGGUUUGCGAGAAUCGCAAGGCACGCGGUGGAGAAAAGUCAAAACAAUCCAACCUUACACCUAGCUCAAACUCGGAUUAUCCUUGGAAUGUGGCAUUUCACGAUCGGCGCGUCGGCCACAGCGUCCGACUUUACCGGCUCUGCCAUGCGCACUAUAUGCGGCCUGAAACUCAAUGUUGAACAUGGUAGUCCCGCGCCACGGAACCCGCCAGAGCGGGAUGAGUUUUUUCAAGCAGAAACUAUGCUUGAAUGCCAGAGGAGGACUUUUUGGGCGGCUUUCCUUAUGGACAGACAUGCCGGCCCCCCGGUCCAUUCUCCAACAGUGCUCAAGCCGCAAGAUAUCUUUCUGCGGUUGCCGCUAAGAGCAGACUGGUACGAGAAUCAAAAAUGGGCUAAUAUGCCCUAUUUUGAAAACGGCAUUAUCCCGGCAGACACCUCGUUACCGGAAGAGAGGAAUGCACUUGACCCAAUGGCUUUCUUAGUCGAAGUAUCUGCUAUUUGGGGGGAUGUGCUUGAGCAUAUCUACCGCGCCACUUACAUCUCGCCAUCAAAUUACGCUGCGCGUUUCGAGGAAUUCUACUCUUCAACAGUGCAACGCACCGAUAAAUGGCUCGCAAGUCUUCCACGGUAUUUUUCAUAUAGCGUUGAAAAUAUGGAACUGAACAUCCAAGCCGGAAAGGUAGAUGUCUUCGCAAGCGUGCAUAUUCUCUACCAUGCCACAAUGAUGAGACUAAACCGAUACGUCCGCCACUCAGACCUACCUGAGCAUAUAGUCGAGCGAAACGUCCGCCGUUCCUACAGCCACUCCGUCGAGGUCCUCCGCAUUGCGUAUGAUCUUAGCAAACAUCUGAAUGCACACGAGGAGGGUGGAAUUCUGCCAAGUAAUCCACAACCUCCCCAGAUAACAUUCUCCACACCCCUGACAGGCAAUGCCAUAUUAUCAGCCACAGAUGUCCUCUGCGCCUGUGGCUCCAUUCGAGAUAUGUCAUACUACUCAGCCCUCAUACACGGCGGCUUAAGGGUGAUUUCUGAAGUUUCGCGGUUCUGGCAUGGUUCGCGAGAGCAGCUGCGAGUCAUUGAAUGGCGCCUGGAGCAGAUCACUGAUGCAAUUCGUACACAGGACCGGUCGGGCGGGAAGCGUGGUUUCUCCGUUCAGGGGCGGCCGCUUGACCUCAUUGUGAUCGAUAGGCUGAUGCCUGCCAAUGACGGUGUUGGUUCCAGUACGCCGUCACCACCAAUACAGGGCAAAAGCAACCCUUAUACUGCAACCGGGAGAGGGGAUUUGGUCUAUUGCCUCCCCCGAGAGACCUAUUUCCAUGCGCUCGGACUCCAUGAUAUAUCUGUCGAGAGGGGUGAGGUGCUGUGGAUUCCAUGUGAAGAGUAG